Linum tenue is the source of this 258-nucleotide messenger RNA. The record is from the annotation of a GenBank genome assembly. Lineage: Eukaryota; Viridiplantae; Streptophyta; Magnoliopsida; Malpighiales; Linaceae.
AUGAGUAAAGCUCAGAAGAUUAUGGAGCAACAGCAGCGGAAGUCUAUGAGCUUCAUUAAUUGGCAGAAGCCUCCACCGGGGUGGGUUGCGCUGAACUCGGACGGCUCCGUGGUGUUAGCCUCGGGCAGUGCUUCAGCUGGGGGAGUGAUCAGGGAUAGCAGCGGGCAAUUCAUGAAGGGUUUCUCGGUCAACUUAGGGGGCGGGUCAAUCACGCAUGCAGAGUUGUCCGGCAUUGCACAUGGUCUCCAUAGUGCCUAG